This is a messenger RNA of Dreissena polymorpha, 2991 nucleotides long. RefSeq names its product multiple epidermal growth factor-like domains protein 6. The record is from RefSeq and is a predicted model, not a curated record. The transcript has 20 exons. The coding region runs from base 124 to 2835 and encodes 903 amino acids. Lineage: Eukaryota; Metazoa; Mollusca; Bivalvia; Myida; Dreissenidae. Gene Ontology annotation, molecular function: scavenger receptor activity.
UAAGUUAUAACAUGGUGAAAACUGAUAACUUUUAAAAUUAAAACUUCCUAACACAAUAGUUUAAAAUCAGUACACGUAUUUAACUGAUCAGGUUAACAUACAAAACUAUUAAUUUUCAGCAUAAUGAAGAUAUUUAGCAGUCUAUUAACAGGAAUAUUUUUCAUAAUUGGAUUGCCGUAUUUCGCGCGGAGUACAAGCGAAUGUCCCGAUGGCACAUAUGGGUUGAACUGUUCACAGACGUGCAGCACACAUUGUCGUUAUGGAAACGAACCCUGUAACAAAGCAGACGGAAGUUGCCAUGAUGGAUGUGCUACUGGAUAUGACUAUUUUCUAGAUACAAAGUGCAACCGAAAGUGCGCUUCUGGCCAUUCCGGGUGGAGGUGUCAACCUUGCGGACACUGCAAAGAUUCCGAGUGUGACUGGAUGACUGGUGAAUGUACCCACGGGUGUGAUUCUGGGUGGUGGACACCAAUAUGCAAAACUGCAUGCGACGACGGCAAAUAUGGGUUAAACUGUUCACAGUCAUGUGGCAAAAACUGCGUUGAUCCUCGUUCAUGUAACAAAACGAAUGGAGCGUGCAUUGGUGGAUGCCGUCCUGGAUAUGAUUACCAGGAAGACGUGUUUUGCAAUAUUGCAUGCGAACGAGGAUACUUUGGACUGAACUGCACUUCAAAGUGCCACUGCAAAGAAGGACUAAAUUGUGACCACGUAUCUGGGAUAUGCUCCGGGUCAAGAUGUGAACUCGGAUGGACUGGCGACAAUUGUAGUAUACAAUGUCCCGAUGGCACAUAUGGGUUGAACUGUUCACAGACGUGCAGCACACACUGUCGUUAUGCGACCCUUCCCUGUAACAAAGAAGACGGAAGGUGCCAUGAUGAAUGUGUACCUGGAUAUGACUAUCAUCUAGAUUCAAAGUGCACGCAAAAGUGCGCUUCUGGCCAUUCCGGGUGGAGGUGUCAACCUUGCGGACACUGCAAAGAUUCCGAGUGUGACUGGAUGACUGGUGAAUGUACCCACGGGUGUGAUUCUGGGUGGUGGACACCAAUAUGCAAAACUGCAUGCGACGACGGCAAAUAUGGGUUAAACUGUUCACAGUCAUGUGGCAAAAACUGCGUUGAUCCUCGUUCAUGUAACAAAACGAAUGGAGCGUGCAUUGGUGGAUGCCGUCCUGGAUAUGAUUACCAGGAAGACGUGUUUUGCAAUAUUGCAUGCGAACGAGGAUACUUUGGACUGAACUGCACUUCAAAGUGCCACUGCAAAGAAGGACUAAAUUGUGACCACGUAUCUGGGAUAUGCUCCGGGUCAAGAUGUGAACUCGGAUGGACUGGCGACAAUUGUAGUAUACAAUGUCCCGAUGGCACAUAUGGGUUGAACUGUUCACAGACGUGCAGCACACACUGUCGUUAUGCGACCCUUCCCUGUAACAAAGAAGACGGAAGGUGCCAUGAUGAAUGUGUACCUGGAUAUGACUAUCAUCUAGAUUCAAAGUGCACGCAAAAGUGCGCUUCUGGCCAUUCCGGGUGGAGGUGUCAACCUUGCGGACACUGCAAAGAUUCCGAGUGUGACUGGAUGACUGGUGAAUGUACCCACGGGUGUGAUUCUGGGUGGUGGACACCAAUAUGCAAAACUGCAUGCGACGACGGCAAAUAUGGGUUAAACUGUUCACAGUCAUGUGGCAAAAACUGCGUUGAUCCUCGUUCAUGUAACAAAACGAAUGGAGCGUGCAUUGGUGGAUGCCGUCCUGGAUAUGAUUACCAGGAAGACGUGUUUUGCAAUAUUGCAUGCGAACGAGGAUACUUUGGACUGAACUGCACUUCAAAGUGCCACUGCAAAGAAGGACUAAAUUGUGACCACGUAUCUGGGAUAUGCUCCGGGUCAAGAUGUGAACUCGGAUGGACUGGCGACAAUUGUAGUAUACAAUGUCCCGAUGGCACAUAUGGGUUGAACUGUUCACAGACGUGCAGCACACACUGUCGUUAUGCGACCCUUCCCUGUAACAAAGAAGACGGAAGGUGCCAUGAUGAAUGUGUACCUGGAUAUGACUAUCAUCUAGAUUCAAAGUGCACUCAAAAGUGCGCUUCUGGCCAUUCCGGGUGGAGGUGUCAACCUUGCGGACACUGCAAAGAUUCCGAGUGUGACUGGAUGACUGGUGAAUGUACCCACGGGUGUGAUUCUGGGUGGUGGACACCAAUAUGCAAAACUGCAUGCGACGACGGCAAAUAUGGGUUAAACUGUUCACAGUCAUGUGGCAAAAACUGCGUUGAUCCUCGUUCAUGUAACAAAACGAAUGGAGCGUGCAUUGGUGGAUGCCGUACUGGAUAUGAUUACCAGGAAGACGUGUUUUGCAAUAUUGCAUGCGAACGAGGAUACUUUGGACUUAACUGCACUUCAAAGUGCCACUGCAAAGAAGGACUACAUUGUGACCACGUAUCUGGGAUAUGUUCCGGGUCAAGAUGUGAACUCGGAUGGACUGGCUACAAUUGUAGUAUACAACUAGUGACGAAUGAGACAACAGCUCAAGAACCCGUAAAGCCGUUAUCUUCAAUAUUGUCAAUGAAAGACAACUAUAUUAAACUUUUAUUAAUUAUAAUAUCAGUGAUAUCAACGGUCCUGGGACUUUUUAGCGCAGCCUUUAUAUUAAUGUUCUGCAUUAAACGUUCGAGAAGGAUAAAAGAGAAGCCAUCCGCAAACUCUGAUAGUUCCACAAAAUCCUUGAAUCUGACGUCUACAUCCACAAUUAUAUAUGGUGCUCUAUCGAUAACAGCACAAAUAUCUACUGACGAUGAGCAGGUGCAAAUGAGCUCAGAUGCAUGUGAAUCCGAUUCUCCCGAGUAGUGGCUCGUUCGAAUAUAAGGACGUACAUCCUGCUUUUAUAGCGAACAAGUGUACUUGAAGGAACCACUUAUGUCAUAAAAUCGAGUUGUCUGAAGUAUUAACAUAGAACUAAACUCAAUUUUUUAAAUUAAUAAACAAAAAUGUAUGACUGUUUUA